This is a messenger RNA of Oryzias latipes (Japanese medaka), 826 nucleotides long. RefSeq lists its product as uncharacterized. The record is from RefSeq and is a predicted model, not a curated record. Lineage: Eukaryota; Metazoa; Chordata; Actinopteri; Beloniformes; Adrianichthyidae.
AGGUUGCAAUCUAGAUUACAAAGGAUCCUCUAAAGAGUUCCUUCAAUCGUCAACAAGUCAAAAGUAUGGAUCAUUCUGCACUUGUGCUGGUUUCUGCGGUGCUCUAUCUGUGUAACUUGACUGCUUGUGCUCCACGGGGGCAUCAGCCAAACCUCAAGGACAUUAUUUCAGUGAUUGACAAAUACAAUGACACUACGAGCCAGUUUGUAGAAGAUGUGCAGGACUUGGCUGAUGCUGAUGGAUGUAAGGAUGAAUUCUUCUGCACGGUUCAUGGCGUUCUAAAAAACAGGGGUAACCUUAAACCUAAAAAAUCUGAGCAGGAGCAAAUAGUGAUAAGGAACCUCGCAGUAUUCAUUAAAACAUCAGAGAUGAAAUGUGAAAAUAAACCAAAGACAAAUGGAAAUAAGGUCCCCAUCACAACUCUGCUGGGAUUCCUCCAAGACUGCUGUAAGAGAAGACUCUCCUUCGGGAAACCAAAUGCUUGAGACACUUGUUUGUUGCUGCCUUCCUCCUAGAUACUCACAUUUAGUAAAUGUUUAGUUGUUGACAGAAAAAUGUUUUGACAGUUUAUUUAAAAUAUGGAAUAUUUAUAUAGUUAUUUAUUACUUAAAUUUUCAAUGUGCUAUUUGUGCAUCUUCUGAAGUGACACGAGUGUUGUGCAGUGACUAAAUGCCUAAUGCUUUGUGGGUCAUUUUUCAUUCGGAUCUCACUGAUUUGUUGUGGUAUGUCCCAAUCAUUGUGUUUAAAAAGCACUUUUAUGUUUAUAACUACUCGAUCUGUUGCUAACACGCAAUGCCUACAUAUUUAUUUACAUAUUUAUUUCCCC